GCUGUGUCGGCUGAUUUCCUCAAGAUGGCUCACGUGGUCAGAUCGUCAAGUGAUGUUCGCCUCGUGUGUUUAGCGUAAAUAACUGUUUUUUUUUAUUAGAAAUACUGUACCUCGCCGUGACAGAAUGGCCACGCAACGUGCGUUACCGCAAAAUAAAGAGGCUCUAUUGAAGACGUACACAACACGAUUGAAGGAUGACGUUAAGUCGAUGCUCGAGAAUUUCGAAGAGAUAAUAAAACUCGCGAAAGGUGAAAAUGAUUCGCAUCUGUCACGAAUGACACAGUGUGAGCAAGAUACGUACGAAAUGCAUGUGAGAGCGGCUAACAUGGUGCGUGCUGGCGAGUCGUUGAUGAAACUAGUCUCAGAUAUCAAGCAGUAUUUAAUUCUAAAUGACUUCCCGUCAGUAAACGACGCGAUAGGUGCGAAUAGCACUUUAUUUAGGAGUAAGCAAGCCGAAUGCGACUCCAAGUUGGCUUCUUUGAGAGACGACAUGGCUGCGGAUCUAUAUGACUUGGAAGAGGAAUAUUACACCUCGAUAUAUAAAUAACAGUAUAUGCGUGUGUGCAUAUACAUAUAUAAGAUCGGAAUGUCCCAAUAUAUGCAAAGCAUAAACUGGACCAUGGCUCAGCAAAAUGUGAUUUACCUGUUUGUCGAUCUGUACAUUUGUAUUUAUUCGAGUAAAUAGAAUUAAUUUUGAUAA
Messenger RNA from Harpegnathos saltator (Jerdon's jumping ant), 700 nucleotides. RefSeq names its product mediator of RNA polymerase II transcription subunit 22. Gene Ontology annotation, cellular component: mediator complex. Gene Ontology annotation, molecular function: transcription coregulator activity. The transcript is spliced from 2 exons. Lineage: Eukaryota; Metazoa; Arthropoda; Insecta; Hymenoptera; Formicidae. The record is from RefSeq and is a predicted model, not a curated record. The coding region runs from base 125 to 547 and encodes 140 amino acids. Gene Ontology annotation, biological process: regulation of transcription by RNA polymerase II.